UUAGCCGCGUUUCUCAUGGGGGGCUUUGUGCUCAGUCAGUAUAUGUGCUGCUGGGCCCCACGCUGCCCCCCUGCGGGAUUGGGGUCCCAGGUGGCCCUGUGUGAUACUCACCCGCUGCCCUGUGGCCCCUUCCAGGUGGAGGAGAGCAUCCUGAACAUCGGCAAGUUCCACAGCAUCGUCAGACUGGUGGCCUUCUCCCCGUUCAAAUCCGCCCAGAGUGCCUUGGAGAAUGUCAAUGCCAUCUCGGAAGGGAUUCUCCAUGAGGACCUCCGGCUGCUCCUGGAGACCAACCUGCCGGCCAAGAAGAAGAAAGCGUUGCUGGGAGUCAGCGAUGCCAAGAUUGGGGCUGCCGUCCAAGAGGAGCUGGGUUACCAGUGCCAGACUGGAGGGGUCGUGGCAGAGAUCACGCGAGGGAUCCGCCUGCACUUCCACACCCUGGUGAAGGGCCUCACUGCCCAGUCGGCCUCCAAGGCGCAGCUGGGCCUGGGGCACAGCUACUCACGGGCCAAAGUGAAAUUCAACGUCAACAGAGUUGACAACAUGAUCAUCCAGUCCAUCAGCCUGCUGGACCAGCUGGACAAGGACAUCAACACCUUCUCCAUGCGCGUCAGAGAGUGGUACGGGUAUCACUUCCCAGAGCUCAUCAAGAUCGUGAGUGACAACUACACGUACUGCCGCCUGGCCAAGUGCAUCGGGAACCGCAAGGAGCUGAGCGAGGAGAGUCUGGAGGGGCUGGAGGAGAUCGUGAUGGACAGCGCCAAGGCCCAGGCCAUUCUGGACGCCUCUCGGUCAUCCAUGGGGAUGGAUAUCUCCCCCAUCGACCUCAUCAACAUCGAGAGCUUCUCCAGCCGGGUGAUCUCGCUGUCCGAGUACCGCAAGGGCCUGCAGGAGUAUCUGCGCUCCAAGAUGGGCCAGGUGGCUCCCAGUCUCUCCGCUCUCAUCGGGGAAGUGGUGGGCGCCCGUCUGAUCUCCCACGCCGGCAGCCUGACGAACCUGGCCAAGUACCCGGCCUCAACGGUGCAGAUCCUGGGGGCGGAGAAGGCCCUCUUCAGGGCCUUGAAGACUCGUGGCAACACCCCGAAGUACGGGCUGAUAUUCCACUCCACCUUCAUUGGGCGAGCGGCUACCCGCAACAAGGGGCGCAUCUCCCGCUACCUGGCCAACAAGUGCACCAUCGCCUCCAGGAUAGACUGCUUCUCAGAUGUCCCGACGAGCAUCUUUGGGGACAAGCUCCGGGAGCAGGUCGAGGAGCGCCUGGCCUUCUACGAGACAGGAGAGCCUCCCCGCAAGAAUCUUGAUGUCAUGAAGGAGGCCAUGGUGGAGGCUACUGAGGUGGCUGCCGAAAUCAAGAAGAAAGAGAAGAAAAAGAAGAGGCGGGAGAAGAAGCGACUGGAAGCCUUGGCCGCGGCAGCAGCUGCUGAGGAAGCCGAGAACUCUGUGCUGGAGACAACCCUGGAGGUAGAGGAAAACGACACCGAGCCCAAGAAGAAGAAGAAGAAGAAGCACCAGGACACCUCGCUGGAGGAGAAUGGGCUGGCAGAAGAGCCCUUGCCCAAGAAGCAGAAGAAACUGGCCCAGGAAGAGCCCCCCCAGUCAGACAAGAAGAAGAAAAAGAAAAAGGUCAAAGAGGAGGAUUAAGGGGGGGGGCAUUCCCAGGCCUUGCUUGUGGGACGCCGGGGGACCUGGGCUGCAGCAGGACCGACUGCUCAGCACCCAGACAGUGGCAGGACACUUCCCUUUCCCGGCUCGCUAAACCUCUUGUUUCUCGUCCAGCAUUUCAAGGCAGCUGCGUGUCCUAGAAUGUCCCCAGCCGGAGCAGCCGCGUUAAAUGCGGUUUGGUAUCUGGCGUCUCACCUGAGUCUCUGCAGAACUUCCAGUGCUCUGGGCUCGCUCUGGCAGAGGCUCAAUUCGCGGCACGUCGGGCUGUGCCUAGCCACUGGUUUGACGUGGCUGAGACGGUUAUUCCUUGGAGCGUCUGGCCUGGGACCUUGGAGCCCGCCCCUCUGGGCUGUUCCGUUCUCAGGCGGCUACGGCAGAACGUGCUCCCAUGGACUCGGCAUCUGGCACGGCUACCACCUCCCCUCUGCACUGCAGCGGUGGCCAGGGGGAGCCUGGCCCUGCAGGGGGGAGGGACUGCUGGGCCAGGGACCAGGGUUUGUGUUUCUGCUCAAGCCUUGAGCUCCGUCCACUGCACAGGGUGUUAACUGCGGAAGCAGAGGGAGUGGAAUGACCUCCUGGCCCUACCUGUGACUGAAACACACUUCCACUAACAAUAAACGUCUCAAGCUUU
This is a messenger RNA of Chrysemys picta bellii (western painted turtle), 2290 nucleotides long. NCBI's taxonomy places the organism in Eukaryota, Metazoa, Chordata, Testudines, Emydidae. The record is from RefSeq and is a predicted model, not a curated record.